Dendrobium catenatum is the source of this 2098-nucleotide messenger RNA. RefSeq names its product probable mitochondrial adenine nucleotide transporter BTL1. NCBI's taxonomy places the organism in Eukaryota, Viridiplantae, Streptophyta, Magnoliopsida, Asparagales, Orchidaceae. The transcript has 6 exons. The record is from RefSeq and is a predicted model, not a curated record. Gene Ontology annotation, biological process: transmembrane transport. The coding region runs from base 455 to 1486 and encodes 343 amino acids.
GGAAAGCCAGAUUGAAAACGAUGAUAGCAAGUUGCAGGUUGCAAGUUGCUGAAUAGUUCAACUUCUGUGGAGUGUGGAGGAAUCUCCAAGUCGGUCCGCUUUUGUUGACGCUUCCAGAGGCUUUCCAAGUUUAAAAUAUUCCAAUUUGAACUUUCAAAGGGAGGUCUGCGAAGGGAGAAAGUGAGGGAGAGAAAAUCUGCGGAAAAGCGAGGCAGAGAGAACGAUAAUAUAAAAUAUAUAUAGAUAUAUAUAUGUUCUGAGAGAGAGAGAGAGAGAGAGAGUGCAGCAGCCGAGUUGACGCAGAAAAUCUUGUGUAUAUCCAAAAGAGGAGGUAGAUAAAAGGAAAUACCUUUCACAGAAUCUUGUGAUUAUUUCUGGAAAUAGAAGUUGGGAAGCUGAUCCAUGGUUUUUGAACUAGAAUCGUCGAAGCGAAAGGAGCCCUGGGUGCUGGGUGAUGCUUUUGGAGAAGGACAUGGCGAUUUCCAACAAUUUCGAGGUGGUCAAGGGCUCCGCCGCUUCCCCCGCAGCAGUCGAGCUCCGUCUGCCUGACGUUGGCCGAGCCCUGAGGAAUUUUGUUAUUAGUAGAGAAGCAGGAGAGUUUCUCAGCGGUGCGUUAGCUGGUGCCAUGACAAAAGCUGUUCUAGCUCCUUUGGAAACCAUCAGGACAAGAAUGAUUGUUGGAGUUGGAUCCAAACAAAUAGCUGGCAGUUUUCUCCAGAUCAUUGAAGAGCAUGGUUGGCAAGGGCUCUGGGCUGGAAAUACGAUCAACAUGGUGCGAAUAAUACCAACUCAGGCGAUUGAGCUCGGAACUUUUGAAUACGUCAAGCGUGUGGUAUCUUCAGCACAAGAGAAAUGGAAAGACCAGGGAAAUCGAAAGUUGCAAGUUGGCAAUCUAAUGGUGGAUCUUUCAUUCUCAUGGAUCUCUCCUAUUGCUGUUGGUGGUGCGGCUGCCGGUAUCGUGAGCACACUCACUUGCCACCCUCUUGAAGUAAUAAAGGAUCGUUUAACUGUGAAUCGAGAGAUUUACCCUUCCAUUAGCCUUGCUUUUAGAAAGAUAUGCAAAGAUGAUGGUGUUGGGGGCUUAUAUGCUGGCAUUUUUCCAACUCUUGUUGGCAUGCUUCCUUACAGCACAUGUUACUAUUUCAUGUAUGAGACAGUAAAGUCAUCAUAUUGUCAGUCAAAGAAGAAAAAGAAUUUGAACCGCGCCGAGUUACUAGUGAUUGGGGCUGUUUCAGGCUUCACGGCGAGCACCAUAAGCUUUCCUCUAGAAGUAGCACGGAAACGGCUCAUGAUCGGCAAAAUGCACGGAAAAUGCCCGCCCAACAUGGCGGCCGCACUCGCAGAAGUCAUUCGGGAGGAGGGGCUUCUCGGCCUCUACAGAGGAUGGGGGGCAAGCUGCUUGAAGGUCAUGCCUUCAUCUGGAAUUACCUGGAUGUUCUAUGAAGCAUGGAAGGAAGUUCUACUUAUGGAUAAAUUCAAGCAAUAACAACUAAGGUGUACAGGUUCUCUGAAAGAUACCUGACUACCAUGAAUUUGGUGGAUCUAUUUAAGUCAUCCGCCUAUUAAGAUACUCAAAGCAGAAAGUAGCAUAUUUGUUAUAUGCUGGAAUUCCAUGGUUCACAAGCCCCUUUAAUACAAUCAAAAUUAGCCAAAGGCUCAUUCGGUUGCUUUUAGACAUUUUUUGAGGGAUUUUGAAAGUGAUUUUAGAGUUUAAGCAUAUUUUUCUAACUUCCAGCAACCACAUGGGCCCUGAGAUGAUUCAGAAGUGAUUUUGAAGUUCUCAUAGCUGACAAGAUUGAUUUUUUUGGCGGCCAUUUCUUUUGGUUGUUUUGAAUACUGAGCUUUCUCUCCUUAAGAUUUUGUUUGGGAUGGUUUUCUUGCUGCUUCUUAAAGCAGCUUUCUAGUACAAAAGUUAAUUUUUUAUACUAAAAAGCUGUUUUAAGAUGCAAUAAGAAAGCCAUCUCAAAACAAAGCCUAAGUGUCAGAAACAGGAACAGGAUUUACAGGUGUAUUGAGUUAUUGCAGGCUUAUUGCCUUUGCUGUCACUGAUGCUAUAUCUACACUGUUUAUCUGUUUAAUUCCAUUAAAUUUUUCUUCA